CAGAUGAAGCAACAUCUUUUCUCGUCGCGGUGGCCGAGCGGUUCCUCUUUGCAGCGCAGCAUCACAACGUUUAUUGUUCUGCACACAAAACGGCGAGGUCCAGAAAUAACAGGGAAAGGAAGUGAGAGAGGCGCCCGCGGUGUACAGAGGCGUGAUCACGUUUCUGAGGUUUCACUGUAAACGGUCAGCAUGCUGGUCACCCAGGCUUGUUCCGCCGCCCUCGGCCGGGCUCCCUUCCCGAGAUGGAGUUACGCUACCUCCAGUGCACAUGCUGCUGGAGGAGCAGAAUCCCAGUCGCUGGAAUCGAGAGCCUGAACGCCAGCAUCUCUACGCCAUGCGAAGAGGACGACAACAACGAGGAACGCGACGCUCCUCUAGAUGCGUGCUACACUUCAGAGCAGCGCGACGCCAUCCUGAGGCUGCUCAACAACGCCUCGGUCGCCGAGCUAGCGGGCGUCAAGCUCCUCCGAGGGCGGAAAUCUGUCAACAUCGUGGACUACCGGAGCAAACACGGACCCUUUAAGACACUGGAGAGCGUGGUAAAUGUGCCGCUGCUCAAGCACAAGAGCGCCGUCGUGGUGUUCGCGUCCAUCCUCAACCCGGUGAAGAAGGAGAAGAAGGUGCGCAUCCAGUUGGCCAAGUUCAUCAGGCCUGAGGUGGACAGGUCCUGGCUGGAGGACGCCAAUUCCAUCGUUUCACUAGUGUGCGCCACUAACCGGAUAGCGUGGGCACACAUGGGCCGAGGAAUGACCGUCAUGGACUGGCAGCACUUGGACUGUCCAAACUUCCUGAAGGGCACCUACAUGGCAUCCGCCUACUUAAACGAUGUGUCAGCAGUGGUGUCCCUCCUCCCUUCGGCGGACUUCUACAUCAUCGAGAAGCCGUCCAUCUCGGUGCAGAACACGGCUCUGUUCCCGGUCAUGGCGCACAUGAGGACGGUGGAGGCCAUGUUGUUCGCACUACUGGAGCCCAGAAAUUUCCCACAGGACACCAACAUUCCUCCCAGAGUUCUGAACAUGAUGCGCACCGCCGUGGGACGCCAUUUCGGACUCAUGGUGGGCGAGUCGCGGACCAGCGGGGCGCAGACGGUGCGGCGGCUGAUGACGGAGUCGGUGACUCAGAAGAUGCCGCGGAUAAACUUUCCGCCCGAGCUGCUGGUCAAGUACAGGAACUGGUUUCAGAUGAGCGUCAAAAGAGGCGGGGGAGAGGAGCUCUGCGACGCUCUGCUGCAGGCCGUGGCUUUUUACGAACUCCUCACAGAAUCCUCUGCUUAGCCGUCGCUGAUCUGGCAAGACACAAAAACACAUACGGCAGGCAACCUGAGGACUUCAGAACUUUUUUUUUUUCCCUCCUCAACCUAAAAGAUGCACACCAUUUAAAAUGGGAUGUGGAAAACGUUACCAUGUAUAGCCACACCAGGCGACAUUUUUUCUGUUUUUAUCCUCAGAACAUAUGCACAAAACACAAUGCAGAAAAUGUUAAUUAUAUACUAUGUGC
This is a messenger RNA of Phyllopteryx taeniolatus (common seadragon), 1497 nucleotides long. It is a transcript of the gene tefm, whose product is annotated as transcription elongation factor, mitochondrial. Gene Ontology annotation, biological process: transcription elongation by mitochondrial RNA polymerase; mitochondrial transcription. The transcript is spliced from 5 exons. Gene Ontology annotation, cellular component: mitochondrial nucleoid. The coding region runs from base 243 to 1274 and encodes 343 amino acids. Lineage: Eukaryota; Metazoa; Chordata; Actinopteri; Syngnathiformes; Syngnathidae. The record is from RefSeq and is a predicted model, not a curated record. Gene Ontology annotation, molecular function: DNA polymerase processivity factor activity; nucleic acid binding.